Molecule: messenger RNA, 6472 nt
Organism: Archocentrus centrarchus (flier cichlid)
Lineage: Eukaryota; Metazoa; Chordata; Actinopteri; Cichliformes; Cichlidae
Gene: mical3b
Product: microtubule associated monooxygenase, calponin and LIM domain containing 3b
Exons: 36
Coding region: 244-4959 (1571 amino acids)
Molecular function (GO): protein binding; FAD binding
Source: RefSeq, a predicted model, not a curated record
CAGUAGCAGUUGAAGAUGAGCAGCAGGCGGCUGGGAGCUCUGAGCUCAUCAUGUCUGAAGAGCUGCUGUGUUAUUUUAAGCACGCAUGUGUCUGAGUGUCUGUGAACGCAGCACAGGCGUCAGCAGGAGGUCUGGACUCCAUCCAGCUGCUCCUUUACCUUAAACCCAGACAUCGGAGGGCGAGCUGGAGAUCAUCAGCAGGUGACACCCUUCCCAUGGUGCCCUGCAUCCUUGGGGGUCACCAUGGAAGAUGAGCCAUAUCCAGAAUGCCGAGCUCAGGAGCUGUUCGAUCAGUUUGUAUCUGCAUCAACCUGCAGGGCGGCGCUACGCUGCUUCAGUCAGCUGUGUGAACAUCUGCAGCUGGACCCGAGCACUGCCGAAAGGCCAUUGUAUCAACCGAUCAAACGCUGCCUCAGCUACUGGAGGGCAAAUGGCCUGUGGGCCAAGCUGGACCGGAGGGCGGCACAGGAGGAGUACCAGAGGGCCCGAGUCUGCAGCAACAUGACGUGUGUGAUCAUCGGGGCAGGGCCUUGCGGUUUGCGGACAGCUGUGGAGCUGAGCUUCAUGGGAGCUCGCGUGGUGCUGCUGGAGAAGAGGGACUCUUUCUCUAGGAACAAUGUUCUCCACUUAUGGCCCUUCACCAUCCAUGACCUGCGUGGCCUUGGAGCCAAAAAGUUCUACGGAAAGUUCUGUGCUGGCUCCAUUGACCACAUCAGUAUUCGCCAGCUGCAGCUUGUCUUGCUGAAGGUCGCCUUACUGCUAGGGGUCGAAGUUCACGUCAACGUGGAGUUUAAAAAGCUGGUGGAGCCGCCGGAGGACCAGCACAGACACAACGUGGGCUGGAGGAUGGAAGUGAGUCCAAAGUCUCACCCUGUGAGUCAGCUGGAGUUUGACAUAAUAAUCGGAGCAGACGGACGCAGGAACACACUGCCAGGUUUCAGGCGUAAAGAGUUCAGGGGGAAGCUCGCCAUCGCCAUCACAGCAAACUUUAAGAACAGAAACACCACCGCUGAGGCCAAAGUGGAGGAGAUCAGUGGUGUGGCGUUCAUCUUCAACCAAAGAUUUUUCCAGGAGCUACGCCAGGAAACUGGGAUUGACCUGGAGAAUAUUGUGUACUACAAAGAUGACACACACUAUUUUGUGAUGACAGCAAAGAAACAGAGUCUGUUGGAAAAAGGAGUUAUUCUGCAGGACUGUGCAGACACAGAGCUGCUCCUCUCUCGGGAGAACGUGGACCAGAAUGCAUUGCAGGCAUAUGCCCGCGAGGCCGCAGACUUCUCCACCAAUCACCAGCUGCCAUCUCUGGACUUUGCCAUGAAUCACUACGGCCAGCCAGAUGUCGCCAUGUUUGACUUCACCUGCAUGUACGCAUCAGAGAAUGCUGCUAUGGUUCGCCAACGCCAUGGACACCAGCUGCUGGUCACACUGGUCGGAGACAGCCUGCUGGAGCCCUUCUGGCCAAUGGGGACAGGAAUCGCUCGAGGGUUUCUGGCAGCUCUGGAUUCAGCUUGGAUGAUACGAAGUUGGGCUCAGGGUGCAGCUCCUCUGGAUGUCUUGGCUGAGAGAGAGAGUUUGUACCGUCUCCUCCCUCAGAUGACUCCAGAGAACAUGCAGAAGAACAUCACUCUGUACUCUGUAGAUCCAGCAACAAGGUACCUGAACACCAGCUCUUUGACCAUCACACCUGCCCAGGUGAGAUACCUGGUGGAUACAGGAGAAGAGCUGGAGCUAAACACAGACUGCAGUAACAUCAUCCGGCUGUCCUCCCCCAGAUGCCUCAGACAAGAGUCCUUCUCAAGGUCCAAUCAGCUGCUGACUUGGUGUCAGGAACAGACUCGUGGUUACCAUGGCGUUAAUGUUACCGACCUGACUUCUUCCUGGAGGAGUGGCCUGGCCCUGUGUGCCCUUAUCCACCGAUACCGACCUGAUCUGAUAGACUUUGAUUCACUGGACGAGCUGUCGGUGGAAGAAAACACUCGACUCGGCUUUGAUGUGGCUGAACGAGAGUUUGGGAUUUCUCCUUUGAUGACGGUGGAGGAAAUGUCAUCUGUGGAAGAACCAGACUCUCUGUCCAUGGUCAUGUACCUGAGCCAGUUCUAUCAACUGCUCAAAGACUCACCACCCCCUGCAGGCUACCUGAGUCAGAGCGCUGACUUGAGAUCAGCUCUCAUUGCUCCCGCGUCACUCCUAAGCCGACUGGGAACCAGUGUGUCCAGGAAGAGAAACCCAAAGGAGCAUGGGGAUGCUCUGGGUAAAAAGAGGAAGACUAGUCAGCCUAGUCAAGAGCUGCAGGAGUCACGUGACCUGAAUGGUGAUGUCAGCCAGUCCUUUGAGGAGGAGUUUGUGGGUGGAGCCAGCCGGUCCAGAGUUCGUCUGAUGGCCAAUCAGCUGCAGGCAAAGCUGGACGAAAGUUCCUCUACAUGCAGGGCUUCUUCUUCUGCUGCGUCUGCAGCUUUACGUCGACUGCAGGGGGAGCAAUCCAUCCUCCCUCCAACCUCAGAGUCUGCAGAUGGUCAACCAGCUGCAGCUCCAGUUCACAUGUCAUCAUGGAGGCCGAAAAAAAGAACUCUUCAGCAGGAGCAGAUGAGUUUUCGGUUCAAACAGAAGCUCAAGGCUCAGACUGUUCUCAAUGGGGAUGAACAGCCUUCUGAGCAGUGUCUUCAGAUGUACACUGGUGGAGUGAGCUUAUUGGCUGCACAGAUAGCCAGUCGUUUUCAGAGUCAGGAGGAAGGUGGUGUGGUCUCUGCCAGCUGCAGCGACGUCUGUUUCUUCUGUAAGCAGAGGGUUUAUGUGAUGGAGCGUCUCAGCGCUGAGGGUUUGUUCUUCCAUCGAAGCUGUUUCCAGUGCGCCUCCUGCGGCGGCCUCCUCCGACUGGCUUCGUACACCUAUGACCGGCACACUGGGAGGUUUUACUGCCUGCAGCGCUCUGAGUGUCACCUGGGCGCUCCAACCGUGAGGAAGAGGCCAGCACCAUCUGACAGAACUGCGUCACAUCGAACGUCAAUCGCAUCUCAGAGCUCAGUGCCGUCUCUCUCUGACUCUCUGACCUCGGCAGGCCGCCGUCGAUCCUCAGCUGCUUCCAUGAUGAUGGUGAUGCCGGAGAGGAUCGAGCUGGAAAUCUGCCACCCGAUCUCGGAGGUGGAGCUGCAGGAGGAGCCGGAAGAGAUUUCUGAGGAGGUCCUGAACCUCUUCAACCUGAGCACGGACAGCAAGGCGGGGUCCAGAAGUUCAGAUUCCGAGGCGGAGGAGGAGGAUGAGGCAGAGGGUGUAGACCGUGUAACCUCGGUUGAGACAAGAGCUUCAUCGAAAGAAACUCUGCAGCUUUACCUGAGAGUCGAGGAGCAGGAGGAAGAGGAGGGGGGCAGUGAGGUGGAGUCCAGCGACGAAGGGGAGUACGACCCCUGGGAGAUGGAGCGCCGCUCAGGCCUGUGGCUCCUGUUAGAGGAGGAGACAGAGGUGGAGCUUCCUCCUCACAGCUCUGACACAGCUGUUCACCCUGACUCCACCUCUUCCAUACUCUCAUCUGUGACUCCGUCCCCUAUCGAUGCCAUCACCCCCUCCACAGCCUCCUUCAUCACCACACCUGAUUCCUCCCCCAGUGAGGACGGAGCCCAAGCACCACUCACACCUGCUGUCAUCAUGGAGACACCUGCUGCUGAUGGGCAGGGCUCAUUUGACAAUAUCACCCCUGAACAGCCGCAGAAGAGGCCCCUCCUACAGGAAAAAGGGGAGGAGGAGGAGGAGAGGGCCAGAAGGAGGAGACAGCGAGGAGCUCACAGCCUCCCCCCUCGACUGCUCUUCCCACCCCUGCAGCCUGGGGGCGGGGCACUCCCAUUUAAAAAGCUAAGAGAGGCUCCUCCCCCCAGGCAAAUGGAGGGGGGAGGGGGCAGAGCCAGAACCCUGUUAAAGUGUUUAGUGUUUUCUGGAAAUAAGAAGGAGCAGAAAAAGAAGGGGGGCAGGACAUUACCCGCAGAGAGGGUGAAGAGGGAAACACUGAGCCGGAGAUUUACAGAUGUGAGAGCGGAAGUGUCUGACCUGGAUUCAUCCACUGUGCUGCAGAGAUGUUCAUGGAAGCACCAAAACAAUCUGCGUUUGGAGCUGCUUGACCUCACCAAUGAAAUUCAGAGGGUUGCCAUCGAGGAGGAGGAGAGCCAGGAGCCGGCAUACGUUCCUCACGCUCUGGCUUUCAAACGAUCGUACGCCAUCAAGAGACACCCCCUGAAGGACCAAGUCCUGCUCCAGCACUCUGAUGGACAGUCCUCCUGCCCCACAGAGGUGGUGGGGGUCCUGGCCCAGCCGAAGGAGGCAUCCAGUCUGAGUGUGAAGGAGACCAUGUUCCAGAGGGAGAUUGAGGGUGGAGACGAAGACCUGGAUGCCAGAAUCACCCGACGGGUCCAGAGAGCUGCGAAGAGACAGGCCAAACAGGAAGAGCUGAAAAGAUUCCACAAGGCUCAGAUGAUCCAGAGGCAGCUGCAGCAGGUGGAGGAGAAACAGAGACAGCUGGAGGAGAGAGGAGUGAUGGUAGAGAAAGCUCUGAGAGGAGAAGCAGAUUACUGGGGAGAAUCCAGCCAAAGUGCAGACAUGGAGCUUCACCUGGGAGGGCUGGGGAAGCUGGAUAAUCCAGCUCUGAUGCAGCAGUGGUUCCAGCUGGUCCAUCAGAAGAACACUCUGGUUCGAUAUGAGGCUGAGCUCAUGAUCUUUGCUCGGGAGCUGGAGCUGGAGGACAGGCAGAGUCGCCUGCAGCAGGAGCUCAGAGAGAGGAUGGCUGUGGAUGACCACCUGAAGGAUGAGGAGCAGCUGGCUGAGGAGCGGCUGAUCCUGGAGGAGAUGUUGGAGGUGGUGGAGCAGAGAGACUCUCUGGUGUCCCUGCUGGAGGAGCAGAGACUGAAGGAGCGAGAGGAAGACCAAGACUUGGAGCAGGUCAUGCUGUCUGGAGAACUGGGACUCACCUGGACCUGAAGCUGGUCUGACUUCCUGUCCUACCUGUAAGACUGAGGAGCAGAAGCUGGACUCUUUAAACCCACCAGACAGAGACAGCAUGUUUGGAACUGGGAACUGUCGAGUUUCUGUUGACCAGUCAGGUGUGAGGAAACUUUGGUUUGAUGCAGGUGAAAAGAAAAAGAUGCUGUCAGCUGAAUUCAUUUAUUAACCUUUUAAAAUCGUCAAGUUCAUAAAACAACCAGAGAGCAGAAACAGGAAGUCCUGCUGUGAAAUCAGCUGGCUUCCAAUAUUUCCUCAGAGGUUAAAGUCAUCAGAGCAGCCAAUGAAUAAAAUCCAUUAGAAGCCCAACAGAGUCCAGGUGGUCUGAAUCCUCCAAUCAGAUCUGAUGAUACUGCAUUCAUGUACUCCCAGCAGAAUGAGGAAAAAAAUGAUAACAGCUUGUAUUAGAUAUACUCUGUAACGCUGACAUGUUUAUACUCAAUAUGCUUCAAUGAACGCUAACAUGCCAGCUAGCCAGUAAGAUGCUGGUGCUGAAAAUAAGCUCAUUUAAAUGAAGAUGCAAGGGAGGGAGACAAGAAGACAGCUCAGGCUACAAAGGAAGGUGGCUUUCAGUGAUAAACUACCUUAAAACUGCAUUCUUUCUAGUGACCAACAGGGGGUGACUCCUUUGAUCUCUGAGGGCCUUGUCCUGUUUCCUGCACAGUCCCUAUUCUUCGGUCAGAUCCAUGCCUUGUUAAAGGGGGAGGAGCUAUGAUAGACAGGAUAAACUGAAGUCCAGUUUAAGAUAAAGAAGGGUUAUUUUGAACUGUUGAUCAUGCAAAGCUGCUUUAUGGUAUUCUAAGAAUAAAAACUUUAAGCUGCUAAUGAGCAGAAUGGGUCAGAUUGUCUGUGCAUCCAAAACCUAAUGAUCAAACUUUAUAUGGAAGCCAGCUCUCAUGCAGUUCUGAACCACUUCCACAGAAGAGAAAUGUCCUUUAAAUGUCUCGUAAAGAUAAAAAAAAAAUUAUAUUAAAACAUUUUAAAACAGGUCAUUAAAAAGCUUGCAGGCCUGACCCUGCGGGGACUUGACCCUGCAGGGGCCUGAUCCUCCUUGGACCUGACCCAGUGGAGGGCCUGACCCUGCAGGGGGCCUAACCUCUGCUAAGGUUUUGGCAGUAACACUAACAAUCAUUAAAAUUACUUAAACAUUUCAGUGCACAGAGUUUAAUGGUGUUCAUGGAGCUGUGGUGGUUUUUGAAACAAAGACUUUCUUAAUAAUAACAGAAAAAAUAAUAAUCAAUAAAGAUCUGAUAAUAACCGGAAGGAACAUUUGGUUCUCUUGAAUAGUGCACACAGAAUCCAGCUUCAGUUCUCAGUCAUGUGACUUACUUUCAUGUUUAUCAUAUUGAUUGAUUGUGCCAUCAGAUCACCUGUGUGCCUUACCCCCCCCCCCAUGUCUGCCACCUGAUCCAUAACGUGUCCAUGCAGCAUGAUGAUGGUUAUUAAUGUAACUCUGACUCUGUGCUGUGAAAUAAAUGACUCAUUUCUGUCA